AACCCCCUUCUUGUUCACCAGCUUGGCCCACAAUUCCCAAACAUCUAACACACUUAUCCACUUCAUCUCUGGACUCUAGAAAACAGUGGCCUAUCAUCCAGCUGCCAUGAAGACUGUUUUGGCUCUGCUUGGGCUUUUUUCUCUGGCUUACCACAGCCACGCUCUGAAAUGUCACACGUGUGUGGCGUCCAGCGAGGACGACUGCAACAGGCAGGGCUCCACCUCGUGUCCACAGUACGCUGAUGCCUGCUCCACCAUCACAGGCCCGAACACUGUGAUGAAGUCAUGCUCAUACAAGGCGUUCUGCGACAAGGCGCACAGCAGCAGCUCAGGAGCCAAGAUGGAGUGCUGCUUUGGUGACGACUGCAACGGGCCCCACAGGAGCCACCACCGCAACGCUGCAGGGACAUUGUCUACCAGCCCGGUCCUGCUGAUCACCUUCCUGCUGCUGUUGUUACACAAUGCCUUUAGUCAGUUCUAAACUCCUCCACCUAGUCGUUUCUCUGCAGUGUUUCACUACCUCCUCUUCAUCUGUUUUAUUGUUAAUGUCAUCCAUCCAAGUUCAAAAGAAUAUCUGAGGCGUAGAGAGUUUAUGGUGGUUUAAGAUAGGUGUAAAAACAUGAUUGUGGUGUGCAUGAAAAGGCAUCCUACAGAUGCAAGUUGCAUUUUAGCAGCUUUCAUUGUCUUACUGUCACUGACAACUUAAAAAAUUGAUAUUUCUUAAUAGUUGCACAAAAAGGUGAAGUAACCUGAACUGGGAGUAUUUAUGAUGAAUAAAUAUGUGAAAAGUGAAGAACUCCUACUCAAAGCUCUGGUGCAGACAGGGGGUUGCGGGUGUGGUUUGGGUAGGCGGGACAGCUACCAUUGCAUCGAAACACAUUAUUCCUGUCUGUCAUUACCCUCAUAAUCUAAUCAUUUAUUGUGCUUUCUAGUUUGUCUGAAUAAAGACACAAAAUUUCA
Girardinichthys multiradiatus is the source of this 960-nucleotide messenger RNA. Its product is annotated as urokinase plasminogen activator surface receptor. The coding region runs from base 107 to 481 and encodes 124 amino acids. The record is from RefSeq and is a predicted model, not a curated record. The transcript has 3 exons. NCBI's taxonomy places the organism in Eukaryota, Metazoa, Chordata, Actinopteri, Cyprinodontiformes, Goodeidae.